AACCCAGGUACUUUUCUUGGCGGGGACGUGCUGUUUUGACGCUGGGCGGCAGUGUUGCGCUUGGUCCUUCGACGGUAAAAGGCGAGAAAAGUGUUGAUGCACUAUCAACAAGGUUGUAUACUCAUGCGAGAGACUAAAGAAGAUAUCUGACGCAAGUAAUCCCACCGUUUGUCCGCAAAAGCGGCCUAAUUUUGCCUAUCCCAAUGUUCUCCCGUCCGUCGCGCGGUAAGUAAGCGGUGAAUUUUCUCUCGCAUGAAGAAUACAAUUGAUUAGCCUACUUCCUUUUUUUGCAUGUCGAAUUCAUUCCUUAAUCUCGACUCUAAACCCACCGCCUAACGGCACAUGUUAAAAACGUAAUAAAAUUCAUAUUAAAUACAAGUGGGCGUGGCCAAUUGGGUCCUGUGAUUAAGAAUGAUAUGAAGUUGUUGCAUGCAAAGUUUAAUAUUCAGAGAGGUUUGUCCUUGAGUUUUAUGACAAAAUUCCUGCAUCGUGGUCUUCAGGUGUGUACCCAGGCCUUAAUGCACUAGAGUUUGUGUAUUCCUGCUAAAAGUAUAUGGCGACUUUGGCGACUUGUGUGCACAUUCUCUGUGGUUUUGGCAACAAGUAUAAACUGAAACUUGGGAAACUGAAACUAAACUGUUUGCGGCAUGCAAUAUAAGUCGGUGAUUUGCAUGCAACUGAGCACAGCACGCGUGGAGAAGUUAAAGAUGCAGUGGGGAUUUGGUGUCCUUUUGCUGGUGUCUAUUUUCCCUCUCAUCUCUCUAACCUUGUCUGGUGAGGGCUCAGGAUCAGCAGAAAAGACGCCAGACAUUGGUGACAUGAGAUUGAUGGGUGGUAGGAACGAGAGGGAGGGAAGGGUGGAAAUAUUCUUAGAUGGAGAGUGGGGAACCAUUUGCGGAGACCUUUGGAAAGACACUCAAACGAUAGUUGUUUGCAGGCAGUUGAACUUUUUUGAAGAAGACCAAAUGGUGCUAACUGUUGCACACAACCCUGAGUUUUUCUCUGGAGAGAGUACAGGGCCCGUUCACAUGGACUCUGUACUGUGCAAUGGAGAUGAACCAAUGCUAGUGAACUGUAUCUACUCUGUCCAAAGCGACUGUUCACACUCCAAGGAUAUUGGCAUUGUUUGCCCUGGGAAUUGCACCUACGGGGCAGUACGUUUGGUGGGUGGCAGAGAUAACUCUGAAGGGAGAGUUGAGGUGUGUACAGGAGGGCUGUGGGGAACUGUAUGCGACAACCACUGGGAGACACUAGAAGCUAGAGUUGUGUGUAAGCAACUGGGCCUAAAAGUUACAGGAACACGGCCAAUAGGGGUUGGAGCUGCGUAUUUUCGGUGCCGGAAGAGACCCGAUUCUGAUGGAUGCUGUCCACUGUAAAGGCACAGAGAUGAAUCUAACACAGUGUACACACGAAUCAGAGAACAGUUGUACACAUUCUGAAGAUGUGGGCGUCAUUUGUCAGAGAGGCAAGGAUAACUGUACUGACAAUGAGAUACGACUAGUAGGUGGCUCAGACGAGAGAGUGGGCGUGGUUCAAGUGUGCUACAAUGGAGUUUGGGGUGCCAUCUGUGAUGACUUUGAACUCUCAGAGGACUACGGUCUAAAUAGGUGGCUCAUACAUAUCGAUGAAUUGGCUGAGGUGAUUUGCAGGCAGCUCGGAUUUUUGAGACCAAAUAAAUCUGCUGUAGUAGUAAGGGGCCACCCUCUAGCCACAUCUAAAGGUGCGUCUGAAGUACCCAUGCUGCUGCAAUACACCUACCUACACUGUAAGGGCAACGAAGCGACCCUGAAAGAUUGCAGAGGAUCGGUUUUUGGAGAACAUUCGUGCAGUGAACCUAACGGAGCAGUCAUUGCAUGCCCAGGAGACUGUACUGAAGGUGAUGUUCGACUGGUGGCUGGUAGGGACUCAAGAGAAGGUAUAGUAGAGGUUUGUGUGGUGGGCCACUGGAUCUCUAUCUGUCGUGACCAAUGGAGCAACAGAGAAGCUGAAGUAGUGUGUCGACAACUAAACUACGCCACAUCAACUUCGGUGGCAGUGGAUGGACACUACUUUGACCGUCCAGUGAAAUCUCCGCUCCUACACUACAUCUGUAGCAGCAAUGAAGAUCGUAUAUAUGAGUGCCACUAUAUAGUUGACCAGUGUGACCCUAUCGAUAGUGCAGGAGUCAUUUGCGAAGUUGACUGUGACGAUGAAAAAACACGAAUGCUACUGGAAGACAACGAUAUUGGCGGCAUGUGCAAGGAGCCAGCACUCCAGCAAGCGUCUUCUUCUUCACCUCUUGGGGCAGUACUAGCUGGCACAAUAACACCAUUGGUGCUAGCUAUAAUCCUUCUUGUGGUCAUUGUAAUUGCUCUGUUUUUGAAAUUUAGGUCUAGCUCAAAACAUAUGCUGAAAGAUGACUGGCGUACGAGCUCUUUCCAGGGCAGUAACAACACCAGCAAAACAGACCUAACCCCAGCCGCAUUUGAACUCUUAAGCCCGAGGAAACAUUUGAUGCAGAAAAGCUUCCCAAACCCAGCGCAAAACCAGCUCUCACUCCCCGACACAAAGAACCCAGAACCGAGCCUCCCCCAUCUCUACGAGAGCGUGAGAGGGCAGAAGCGCUGGCUGACCAGCCCCCAUGGCAGCGACCUGAACAUCCUUGAGGAAGAUGAGAGGGGUGCAGCCGCCGCUAACUGCAACGACACAACCGCCUUCAACGGCACUGGGAUCAAUACACCCCAUGCUUACGCCAUUUUGGAGCCCGAUGAAGGCGUAAGGUGUGAGACGGCUGACUCCCUACCAUCCCUGCUGGCUCCGAGCAGUCUCGAUCAAGACGGUAGUGCCGACGAGAGCGCUGUUUCCAGUGCAGCUGCAGUUCUCAAUUUCGAGACAGAUGCUCCGCCGCUGCCUCCAAAAAUGGACGCAGAAGAGCUUCGAAGCACGGAAGACAAGAAACUGAAAAAAGAAAGAAGUUUUGCCAAUUGGCCCAUCGAAAAGUCAAUGUAUGACAGCCUGGAGCCUAGACCAGGUGAUUCAAUGCAAAAGCAACUCUCACUGCAAGAGGAGAGGCUAACUCUCUCUCUCAAACCAACCACAAAGAAGACUAAAAGCAGUGGCCCACAGCUGAAAAAACUUUACUCUGAAUAAAAUGCAGUAGCUACACCAGAGGACUGGUAAAAACCUUUGACACUAUAAGCUUACUUCCCUACUCCCUUCCACAAUUUCAGAUUUUUUGCACCACCUUCACACGUUUGACUAAAAACUGUAACUGAGACUGAGAUACGUAUGUAUAACAAUUGUGGGUAAAAAUGCAAGACCACAAGUGUUUUGUAUCAACAUUUCCCACUGUCAUCGGUAGAAUCGAGUAGUGC
This is a messenger RNA of Geodia barretti, 3353 nucleotides long. NCBI's taxonomy places the organism in Eukaryota, Metazoa, Porifera, Demospongiae, Tetractinellida, Geodiidae. The record is from the annotation of a GenBank genome assembly.